CUAUUCGCAAUAAACGUCACAGAGUUUGGCAGGUUAUAGAACACAAAUAACUUCAAUUUUAGUAAUCUUCUGUUGUCAAUAUAUAAGAGUGACUUAAAAUUUUAAUAGACACAAUGAAAUGAAAUAUCACUUGCAAUUUUAAAAAUUUCUGCGGAAAUUGAGAUAAAAAAUAUAAACACUGGAAAAAAAGGAUUCUUAUGCAGAGUCUUCAACUAGUAAAUGGGCGCUUGACGUCUGGAAUAAAAUAAUCUCAUCGUAACACCUACGUGAAAUAAAAGUGGAGAAAAGAUGACAGAAGAGAAUGCAACAAUGUCUAAAUUGAAAGACGAGGACACAGAGAGCAGAGAUAUGGAUAUCAAUUGUUAUUUCAAUAACACAAUGCCUACAAUCUUCAAUGAAAUUGUCGUGCCUAAAAGGUCCGAUUUCUUUGAUAUACAAUCAAUCCCUGUAGGUAUAGUUUCAGACUAUGGUCCUUUGUCUGACGUUGCAUCGGCGACCUCUUCCGAUGCGGACACCCUGCGAACAUCUACGUCUUUACUGUUGGACGCAACGGUUGAUCGAGUUGAGCACAAUGCAUUGAGUGAUGCGCACCGAGAUGCCUGGAUACCAUCGGAUCACACGCGAAAGAUAUUACGGUCUAUUGCGACCUCUGCAGCUGGCGCAAAUCAUCUGGACCGUGAGAAUCUCACUAUGCCCGGACUGGCCGUGCAAGGAGACAUGCCGGAUUUGAUCAAGAAUGCAUCUAUCCAUUUUUUGGGCGAGGAUGAGAACAUCCAUAGGAAUGUGCUUACGGCGUCCGAUGUAACUCAAGAUGAACGCGGUCUGAGGAAUUUGAUACAGGCCGGUUGCUACCGCGCAGCGGUCAAUCUGUCCGGCAGACUACUGGCUAUCUAUGCUCAAGGUUACGGCAAGAUCAAUCAACCUAGUAAACAUACACCUCAUUCUCUGCAGCUCUGGUAUACGAGACUCGCACUGUUGGUCAAAUUAAGACAGAUGGACGUGCUGGAAAACGAAUCAAAGCCAUUUGGUAAUCUCGAUAAACCCGACAUGUACUUCACCUUUUAUCCGGAAUUAUAUGGCACUAGACCAGGCUCUAUGGCAUCGUUUUCUUUUAGAUUAUUGUUGGCAGAGAUUCCCUUGUAUUAUGAUAAAGCGAAACAAGCGUUAGAUAAUUUGUAUAAACUUUUAGCGACCGUCCGUCAGAUUAUAGCCAAUUUCCAUGCCGGUCUUAGCGGCGAGGGAACACAUGUGAAGAUUAGUGAGUCUGAUCAGCGCGAGGCUGUGAAACUAUGGACAGCCAGAAAAUCCAGAAUCCUCAUUUCCAUUGUCAAUUGUGCCAUCGGUAUGAGAAAUUAUAUUCUUGCGAUAGAGAUGCUAGAGGAUCUGUGCAAGCUACCCAAUUGGACUACGGAGCAAAUAGGUAUCUUGAGAUCGGCCAUAGGAAGGGUGCAUUUAUUCCUUGGUGAUGUUUCAGCGGCGGAAAAGUUUCUCGUUCGCGGUAAUAAGGAGGAGAAAACAACGAACGUUCGAGAAUUAGUGGACUGCGGACUAAUGGCAGUCGCACAAAAUGCCUUUCAAGAAGCCUACAAUUACUUUCAGUCGGCGUCGGCGAUAGAUCCGUCCAACGUAAUGUUAAUUAAUAACAUGGCGGUGUGUUUGUUGUAUACCGGUCAGUUGAGAGCAGCCGUAUGGUUGUUUGAGAGCAUCGUCAAUAGAAAUCCAUUGAAAAGCCUGCAAGAGCCUAUCUUAUUGAAUAUGUGUACAUCGUACGAGCUGCACACGACGCAUUGUAAGCAGCCGAAACUGCACCUAUUGCGGCAGCUAAAUAGAUACAAGGGCGACGCGGUUGAUAUUCAGUGUCUAAAACUAGCUAUGUAAUUUUAGUCAUGAAUUCUCACUGUUAAAUGUUAAUGUUACAUCUUGAGACCUGAGCCUGUUAUUCUCAUAGAGAUUAUAAGUUUGAUUGUAUAAUUAAUUAAAACAUGUACAAAGAUAAUAGAAUUGUAGGUUUUAUUUAAUACAACUAAUUUUUUUAACCUGCGUCUUUAUAAGAACUUGAGAAAAUUAUUCUAAAUUAAAUUCUCUUGCCGUCGAAUUUAAUAACUAACUUUAUUAAGGUAAAUAUUCAAUUCUCUCACGUUUUUUAAGAUUAAUUUUCUUAAAUUUGGAAGACCAUUGUACUUUGAUUUAAAAAAAGUUAUACAUUUUUUAAAUACUAAACACAAUUAUGUAUAAUUGUAUCUGGGCUCGAAUGAAAUGUUAAAUCUCAGGAAAAAUGUAAACGUUGUGAUAUUAAAAAUGGUAAAAUAUACCUGUUUAGUUACACACUUCUAGCUUUUUCAAAAUUUUUAAACUCACAUUACGUUGCUAAGAUAUAAUAUGCCGUACUUUUUCAUGUUAUCCACAUAUCCUCUCUAUCCGUAUUUUUUGUAUCUCAGCUGAUUAUUUAAGGAUCGUGCAUACUCUAUGCGCACAUUUCAGGGUCAUCGAUCGUACAAUGGAAUAACUAUAUGAAAAACAGCGGGACAUCAAAGUAAAAUAGCCUUUAUUACAUCAUGAAACGAGGACAAUUUAACGAAUGUUUAACAAUUGCUAUAGUUUUCUCUUCUCACACUCCCUUCUGCUCUACUUCUCUCGCGUGUAAACAUGUGAUUUACGCAUGUCUUUCCUCUUCCUUCGCCUCUUGAUUUAUCCCCCGCGUUUUUCUUAUUACUUUUUUUUUUAGUCGAAAGAAUACGAGUACCCCGCAGCGAAUUUUCUGAAAAUAUAUAUUAUGUAAUAAAAUUCAGUAUGUUUUUGCUAUUUUUUCUCUUGCGUUUAUAAUAUGCGUUUCGGUCGUUUCUUUUUGCGCAUCGGUUUCUGCAUUUUUAAUUUCUUGCAUCGUUUCCUCGUUUUUUUUUUAUUUUUCUUAUUUUUAUUCUUUAAAACUGGCUUUUUAAACUGGCUAGAUUACUCUUUCGCUCUCUCUCUCUCUCUCACACUCUUUCUUAUUAUCGCGCGAUUACAUCGUAGCACAUAUUAUUAGAUUAUUGGAUUCCCAAACUGCACUCUCUCUCGCUCUCUCUCCCUGCAGAAAAAAGGCACGAACUGGCGGAAAAGUCGGCCUAACUGUAUAAUAUUUUCAUUUAUUUAUUAUGGAUGGAACUUCAUGUCUCACAUACAUUAUUUUUCUUUAUUUCCUCUCUUUCCCUACCGUCGUCCCGUGGGCCUCACGGCGGUCUCGGCCCGUUGAAUUAGUUAGUGCCGCGAAAGUUAACGACAUAGUGAGCGCAGCGCAAGAAUCUCCGCAUAUCGAUUAUAAUUCGCGAUAUAUCAAUUAAUUAAUUGAUUUAUAUUAAUUAGUUAACUUGUAUGUCAUUAUACGCGUCCGUCUCGAAUGCCCAUCGCCGACGAUCAAAUUCGGUAGGAUCGUCUUUCGUUAGAUUAAUCCGAAUAUUAGUUCUUUUUUUUACAAAGAACAAUAUUUAUUUAAUACAACAAUAUUAAUUUUAACAAAUUUAUUUCAGCCACGAUGAAACAAAAAAAAUAAAUAAAAAUAAAACAUUCUCCACGUUUUAAACAUUAAAUGGUAGACGAUUCAACAUGAAAUUACCGGAAAUCUUAUGCAGAUACGCAAUAUUAUUGUAUGCCAAAAUAUCAGAGACAGAGCCGUAACUAGAAUUUAGCAAAGAUGAGUUAUUAUUUUUAUCAAAAAUGCACAAAUAUAUAUUUUCGAGAUAUAUGAUAUUAUUUUCAAUGUAUAGAACAUUUUUUUUAUUGUUUUGCAUUGAACGUUUUAUAAAAGAGAUUACGCGCGAUUUCAAUUUAUGAAAGAUAAUAAUAGAAACUUUUAUAUACAAACAUAUAGAUAAUUUUAUUUUUUUAAAUUCAGUUGUUACUUAUAUUCUAUUUUAAAUAUAAAAUAUAAAAAAUAGAGAAUUAUAUCAAUUAGAUUUGUAAAAAAAUAAAGCUAAAUAAAGUUUAAAAAUAAUUUUUGAGAAUAAUUUGCUAUCAAUAAUUAUUUUUAUAUUGUAUAUAAUUAAUUUUGUAUUUAAAUAUCUGGCAUAAAUUAAAUUAUCACUACAUAUGCAAAUAAUUCUAGUUACGUACUCUAAUUAUAAUUCAUAAUUAUUUCAACAGUGUGAAAACAUGUAAAGCUUUAAAAAAUUGUUAAUUCAGCGAUAGCGAUUAUUUAAAAAAUGACAAAAUUUAUCUUGGAAAUGUUAUGUCAAUUCUAUAUGGAAUUAGUUGCUUAACGAGUUUAAAAAAUCAUUCGUUUUUUAUCAUUAAAUUACAUAUUAAUUAUAAAAUUACAUCGUUUGGAGCUUGCGCAACAGGCACUACAUCGCCAAAAAGAGCCUUUCAAAUUAUAUCUUUCUCUCGUUCGAGUACGUUCACACCUCGUCAUAUUACAAUAAUAUCCACAUCGCUAUUCCUGGCAAUUAAAUGUAAUUUUGUAUAUAUAUAUCUAAUAUAUAAUAUAUACUAUAUAAUAUAUACACAAUUGUGUGUAUAUACUAUAUAUAUAUAUGCCAUUUUAUAGUAAAUUUAUCUUUUUUUAUAUAUGUCUACAAUAUUUAUAUAUAUUUAUGUAUACUAUAGUGUAAUAUGCUUACGCGCCGUCUAAUCCCUAAAAAAGAAACGGUACAUUAUUGUCUGCGGUAUUUUUUUGUUUUCGAGUAUUUAUAUAUAUAAUAUAUACAAUUCAUUUUUGGUAUUUAUAUAAUAUAUAAGUCAAUGAAAAGCUCAAUGGCGUGACCAUGUAGUAUUCAUUGAGUACAAUAAAUUUGAAAAUUUUCGUACGCUUCACGAAACUCCUUAUAUGCGUAAUCGAUCCACGAUUUAUUUCACAGAGCAUAAAGAAGAAAAAGGAGUGAAAGAAAAGCGGAUAUUUUUGCUGUUUUUUUUAAUUGCUAUUCAUCGGGAAAAUUUGUAUUAUUUUAUUCUUUAUAAUUAAAGAAUCUUAGCGAACAAAAAUAAAAGUGAGGAUAAUGCACUCAAGGAGUAUCGUGAAGGUAAUUCUGUUCUCGACGACGAUGUCGUACUAACAUUUAUGUAAUUUUUCGUUUAUUUUGGCAACACUAGGCAAGCUCGGUCGUUCACGGAAGGCAUCGUAUGGUGCUUAUUAAAUCGUUGCUUCAACAAUCAUAACAAUUUUCAUCGCUCUUUUCCAUUUAUUAUUUUUCUAGUUAUUAUCUUCGCUGUUGUUUUUCUUUUUAUUUUAUCUCAUUAUUGUUCGUUCGGGAGAUAAUGUCGAUGCACAAAAGCGACUUACAUAAGUUUUUUUUUUCGUUAUUCAGUAGUACGUACAUAUAUUGAGGCAA
This is a messenger RNA of Cataglyphis hispanica, 5303 nucleotides long. Its product is annotated as trafficking protein particle complex subunit 12. The transcript is spliced from 2 exons. Gene Ontology annotation, cellular component: Golgi apparatus; TRAPP complex. The record is from RefSeq and is a predicted model, not a curated record. Gene Ontology annotation, molecular function: protein binding. The coding region runs from base 289 to 1878 and encodes 529 amino acids. Lineage: Eukaryota; Metazoa; Arthropoda; Insecta; Hymenoptera; Formicidae.